Messenger RNA from Acaulospora morrowiae, 540 nucleotides. NCBI's taxonomy places the organism in Eukaryota, Fungi, Glomeromycota, Glomeromycetes, Diversisporales, Acaulosporaceae. The record is from the annotation of a GenBank genome assembly.
AUGCCAGGCUGGGCACGUGUCUUUGAUCGGGUCUCCCCUUCCAAGAAGGCUAGGGUUAAAUUCGCACCUGAGGUUCCUAACGCCCUUCUAAGUGGAUGGCCCAGGGUUGAGAACAGACCAAACGGCAACCCUAUACACGGUCUGCGUCAGUUCCUGCCAAACUUGUUAAGCAUCAGCCAUCCACAGCAGGAUCGGACCUAUACACCUAACUUCACGUCAGAACUUCCGAUCCUAUCAGAUCCAAACCCACUGCCCCUAAAUACUUUACGAGGAACAAGAACGAUCCCAAAUAAUAAGCAUAAGAAAACCCAACUCCAGACGAACUCUCCGGCUCACCAGGCCUCCCUUAGGCGCUCUUUUGUCCCGUUCAUACUAAAGAGUCAAUUUGAAAAGGUAGGUUUCGCACACACCCCUAUAGCAGCGGGAUUAAUGUGCCCGAUUCAGAUUUUCCCCUUCUCCACGCCAGGAAUAAGGACGCCAACUAAAGUACUACCGGUUCAUGGGAGUAAAGUUACCGCUCCCUGCGAUUCUGGCUUUUAG